UAACACGUUCAGUGCCACCGACUCGCCCGGCGAGUUCACGUAAAUUUUAUUCCAGUGCCGACGACUCGCCUGGCGAGUUCAGUGUUUUUCACCAAUAUUUCGAAAAUGCAUCCGUAUUUUCUGCUCAAAAUUAUAGUUUAGACUAAAUAUAUGCUAAACUAAAGAUUUACGAGGUGGGCCGGGUGCGGAGACCCCGUUUAUAUUUGAAUGGAAAAAAACUAUUCUGCAAUGCCUUGAACUCGCUAGGCGAGUUCGCUGCCAUAGAUCCUCAACCUUUUAAAGUAAAUAUGUCGCGACGUCAACAUAGUAGCAAGGACUACCUACAUACUUGUGAUAUGGAACCAAUAUACCACAAACUACAGUGGAAUCUUAAUAACUCGAAUGUUAAGGGAAAUGCUAACAAUUUCGAACGAGUUAUCGACUUACCAAGAACUUCGAGAUACAUAUGAUUUAAAUGCGCUGAAACUUCGACUUAAAAAUUAAUACUGACGGACAAGCUCCGUUAAAAGUAAUCGUGUCGACAAGGAACAAACAUAACACAGCUGUGUUACUUAUAAAGUUUUAUGAUUGUUUUCAUUCAUUGCACGUGUAUAAGACAAAAACAAUAGAUUAGAAGCCCCGAACCCGAACAUUCAUUUUGGAUUUUAUUGCUAUUAUUUCGGGGAAUUCCAAGUAAGACGUCAUUAUAUUGUACUAACUACGACUUACGGAGUCUCCUUUUAGAAAUUCGAGUUAUAGAGUAUUACAUAAAUAUGUACUAUCAAUACUUCGUUGCCAGCCUUAUACGGCCCGGCGACAGCAAUUUGGAUGCUGCCUUUUAUAUCUAGUUUAUUUUCCUUUAUUUUUCCUUUCCUUAUAAAUUUAGUUAAAUAGAUUUUUUAUACACAAUGUUUUAUAUAAGUAAUAAUAUAGUUUUUAAUUUAAUUGUAAUUUUAAGAUAGAUUUAAUUUUUUACCCUGUUAUUAAGCCAAGUAAGAAUAUAUAAUAUAUAAAUACUUCGUAGGGAAAUAACAUUUUGUUCAAGUUAUAUAGUCUUAAUAAUUUAAGAUAUCGCGUAUCUAGGGGUUCAGUGGAAGGGAAUGGCAAUUCUUUUCGACUUAACGAGGUUCGAGUUAUAGAGAUUCCAUCUUAGUUUCAUUAGAAUAAAAAACAAGCUUAAGAAAUACAGAGUUAUCAUAAUAUUUGAGAUCACAUAAAUCUUGUGGCUUUGCAAAGGGUUGAAAAUGUUUUUUUAUAAAGGGUCGGCAUUGAUAAAGCUGCUGGCAAAAAAACAACAGCGCGCCGCUGUUUUUGAAGAACAAAAGCACUGAUAACAUUGUUUUUUGCGAAGCUCUCAUUGGCUAAUGUUAAAUCGCACUCCAAGAAUGCACUUGCAACUAAAUAUUCAAUUUCAGUGCUCUGUACGACCCUUUCGUCAUCGCAUGCGUUUAUCUGUUCUCUACUUUAGUGACCUGGCUUACAUUUACUGGACUCCCGUGUUUUGAUUACCUUGGCUUGCGAUUACUGGACUUGUUUGAGUGCUGUUUCGACUAUACCUUUGCUUACGAUUACCGGACCUGUUAGAUACUGUUUGAACUACUUUGGCAAACGUUUACUGGACUUUGAGUGUUCUCGUGUCUACCUUAAGUUGCCACAGCUGGAAUUUUGAAAAUCGGUUAUGGAUUCUUACGACAACCCAGUACCUGGAACUUCUCAUUCCUGGGACGAUCCUGCUUGGAAUACCCUCCACAUCGAGGAGACACUCGCAGUUAUGGAUUCGUUUAUCGAAGAACCAAACAGAGAAGAAACAAAUUUACUUAUCCAUUCACCUCAAUAUCCAAUCACGGAUUCUGAAUUAUUGGGGAUAUUGUCAGAAAAUGUAUUGGAUGAAUUGGAGACAGAUAAUGAUGGUGACUCUGAUCCCGAAUUUUUCGAAAAUGCACAUGAAAAUGCUCAAGAAGACUAUGUUACGCCUGGUGAAGCAUGGUUUCCCGGAAACCCGACAUCUAAUAUAACCGAAUUCCAAUUCCUGAAGACCCCCGGACUGAAAGAAGAUGUUGGUGAUGAGCCUAUUAAUUAUUUCGACGCAUUGUGUUCUUCUAAUCUGCUGGAAUUACUUAAAGACUGCUCCAAUGAAUAUGGAGAAAUAGAAAAAAAAUCUACCGCGGCCACAAAAAGCAGAAAAAAAUCUUGGAAGCCUGUAACCAGUCAAGAAAUGAAAUUGUUUUUCGGUCUCAUAUUUCAUAUGGGAUUUAUAAAGAUAAAUCGCUUGAAUGACUACUGGAAAAACGAUGCGUAUUUUGAUCAACCUAUAUUUGGAAGGGCAAUGUCACGGAAUCGAUUUAUUUUAAUUUUGAGAAUGUUAUGUGUGUAUGUAGGACAAGUGACGUGCAGUUAUGAUAAAGUUAAAAAUAUAAUCGAUUACUUUAAUGAAAAAAUAUUAUCUUUAUAUUAUCCAACAAAAAAAAUUACCAUUGACGAAUCAAUGAUGUUAUGGCGGGGACGAUUGUCAUUUAGACAAUAUAUGAAGGGAAAGCGCCAUAAAUACGGCCUAAAAUUCUACGCACUGGCUGACCAGCUCGGGGUUAUUAUGAAACUACAUUUAUACGGCGGUGCAUCUGAUGCUCUCGUAGGCGGCAAAAAUCACGUGCAAAAAGUAGUUGACCACUUGCUUCAUGAUUUUAUUAAUGUAGGACAUCAUUAG
Molecule: messenger RNA, 2683 nt
Organism: Leptidea sinapis
Lineage: Eukaryota; Metazoa; Arthropoda; Insecta; Lepidoptera; Pieridae
Product: piggyBac transposable element-derived protein 4-like
Exons: 2
Coding region: 1658-2683 (341 amino acids)
Source: RefSeq, a predicted model, not a curated record